AUGGCUGCAGCUCAAUAUCUUUAUUUGUGGAUAGUCUUCAAUUUAUCAUUGUUCUUGGCCUUGGCUCAAGAAGAAAACCAGUUCAUCUACCAUGGUUUCAACAACUCGAAACUGCAACUGGGUGGCUUGGCAAAGAUUCUUCCCAAUGGUCUAUUGCGGCUCACAAACACUUCUGAGCUUGAAAGCGGUUAUGCUUUCUACCCUUCUCCUUUCAAAUUCAACUCAUCUUCCUCUCAAACCCUUUCGUUUUCCACAACUUUCGUGUUUGCCAUGGUGCAUAUUUGGGGCUCUUCAAUCUUNAAGAAGAAAUACGAAGAAUUAUUGGAAGACUGGGAAAGACAAUAUGGUCCUCAUAGGUUCUCCUAUAAGAAUCUCUACAAAGCAACCAAAGGUUUCAAUGACAAAGAGCUUAUUGGAGAAGGAGGAUUCGGAAAGGUUUAUAGAGGUGUACUUCCUUCUUCCAAUGAACAAAUUGCAGUCAAGAAAGUCUCCCAUGAUUCCAAACAAGGGAUGUCAGAAUUUGUGGCCGAGAUAGUCAGCAUGGGAAGGCUGAGACAUAGGAACUUGGUACAACUCCGUGGCUACUGCAGGAGAAGACAGGAACUUUUAUUAGUCUAUGAUUAUAUGACUCACGGAAGUCUUGAUAAAAUGUUAUAUAGCAAUACAAGAGCAGGCCUUAAUUGGUUUCAGCGAUUUCGAAUUCUCAGAGGAAUAGCUUCUGGCCUUCUCUACCUUCAUGAAGAUGGGGAGCAAGUUGUUCUGCAUAGAGAUAUAAAGCCUGGUAAUAUUCUUUUAGAUGUUGACUUAAGUGGAAAAUUAGGGGAUUUCGGCCUUGCUAGGUUCUAUGAUCAUGGUAGCAAUCCAAAAACCACAAACCUGAUAGGAACUUUGGGUUAUCUGGCUCCAGAGCUUCUUAGGACUGGGAAGGCUACUACAAGCACAGAUGUGUUUGCUUUUGGGGCUUGUAUGCUUGAGGUAGCUUGUGGGAGGAAGCCUAUGGCUAUAGAUCCUGAAAACCUAAAUUUGGUUGAUUGGGUCAUUGAUUGCUGGAAUAGAGGAAAUAUUCUUGAUGCUACUGAUCCAAGAUUGGAAGGUCUUUUCGCAGAGGAGCAAAUGCAGUUAGUUCUGAAACUCGGCCUGUUUUGUUCACAUCCAAACCCAGCAGCUAGGCCUAGCAUGAGGCAGGUGAUGCAGUAUCUGGAUGGUGAUGUCAUGUUACCACAUAUAACACCUGAUGACCCUUUGAUUGCUGCAUUCACCGCAAGUAAUGAAGCUUCUAAUGUUAUGCUGAAUUUUUCUGAAUUGUUGGAAAGGGGUUCUUCUCACACCAUGUCAACUGUUGAAUCAAUUCUUAUAGAAGGUCGUUGAAGCAACUAUCGUUUUGGAGUUACAUGUAUACGUCUUUCAUCUAAAAGGUGACUACUUAGUCCAUGAUUCAUGCAAGCCCAGAAAAACUGACAUUAACAGUAGACAAGUGCUUGUGCCUAAUCAAGGGUCAUAAAGCUGCAGAAGACAAAACAAAUAAAAGAGUUUAAGUUUAAUCUCAUAUGUAUGAUCCUUUUUUGUUCAUA
This is a messenger RNA of Pistacia vera, 1571 nucleotides long. RefSeq names its product L-type lectin-domain containing receptor kinase IV.2-like. Gene Ontology annotation, biological process: protein phosphorylation. The record is from RefSeq and is a predicted model, not a curated record. The transcript is spliced from 2 exons. Gene Ontology annotation, cellular component: plasma membrane. Gene Ontology annotation, molecular function: carbohydrate binding; protein kinase activity; ATP binding. The coding region runs from base 1 to 1368 and encodes 455 amino acids. NCBI's taxonomy places the organism in Eukaryota, Viridiplantae, Streptophyta, Magnoliopsida, Sapindales, Anacardiaceae.